This is a messenger RNA of Chelmon rostratus (copperband butterflyfish), 3021 nucleotides long. RefSeq names its product dual specificity phosphatase 7 (gene dusp7). Gene Ontology annotation, molecular function: MAP kinase tyrosine/serine/threonine phosphatase activity; protein tyrosine/threonine phosphatase activity. Gene Ontology annotation, cellular component: cytosol; cytoplasm. The transcript is spliced from 3 exons. Bases 495 to 1649 code for a protein of 384 amino acids. The record is from RefSeq and is a predicted model, not a curated record. Gene Ontology annotation, biological process: protein dephosphorylation; negative regulation of MAPK cascade. NCBI's taxonomy places the organism in Eukaryota, Metazoa, Chordata, Actinopteri, Chaetodontiformes, Chaetodontidae.
UGACAAACCAGAGGCGCUCCACGGGCCAGCAUGUCAAACACUAACGAUAAUCAUGGGCUUUAGCCGCGGCAACUCUUCCGAAACUCGCAUCCCGAGACACUAACGAGGCGACUUUGGGCCGUUCCGUCGGUCUGCGGACGCGUCAGAGCCGGAGCGGACAUCGCCAAAUGGACGUCGAUGGACUGGCAUGAAACCUCCACUUCUAUCGGACUGAAGGAAGGAGGGAAAGAAACCUCUGCAUGUUCAAGUUUCCUGCCCGGACCGGAGGGGCAUCGGUGCGCGCGUGUUGGAUGUGGGUGCGUGUGUGGAAGUGUGUUUCGGGUGCGUGUGUGUGCGCGCCCGCAGGAGCAGCAGCAGGAGCAGCGGCGGCGGCGGCGGUGGCGGUGGUGGCCGCGGGAAGGGAAGUUUAGCGCCCUGAUUUUUCCUCUCUGCCUCUAUUCCGUCGCGUUGUGUUUCAUGUCGCAGCAGGGGACUGGCGGAUUAACGUUUCCCUGAUGAGAAUUAAUCAUCUGUGGAGAGGCUCUGUGAUCGUGACUAUGAUGAUGAUGUCGAGUAAGAGCGUGGAGUGGCUGCAGGAGGAGCUGGAGUCCGGGGCCAGCUCCCUGCUGCUGCUGGACUGCAGACCCCAUGAGCUGUACGAGUCCUCGCACAUCGAGUCGGCCAUCAACCUGGCCAUCCCGGGCCUCAUGCUCCGGAGGCUGAAGAAGGGCAACCUCCCCAUCCGCUCCAUCAUCCCCAACAACGAGGACAAGGAGAAAUUUGUCAAGCGGUGCAAGACGGACGUGGUGGUCCUGUACGACGAGGCGACCCCGGAGCGGCAGGAGUCCGGGCUGGGGAGCUCCGUGCUGGGGCUGCUCCUGCAGAAGCUGCGGGACGACGGGUGCAAGGCUUUCUAUCUGGAGGGGGGCUUCAACAAGUUCCAGUCGGAGUACCCCGAACACUGCGAGACCAAUCUGGACUGCUCCUGUCCCAGCAGCUCCCCGCCAGCCUCUGUCCUCGGCCUGGGAGGACUCCGCAUUAGCUCUGACUGCUCAGACGGGGAAUCCGACCGCGAGCUGGGCAGCGCCACAGAGUCGGAGGGCAGCCCGCUCCCCAACAACCAGCCAGCGUUUCCCGUCCAGAUCCUGCCAUACCUUUACCUGGGCUGUGCCAAAGACUCCACCAACCUGGAUGUUCUCAGCAAGUACAAUAUCAAGUACAUCCUCAACGUGACGCCCAACCUGCCCAACAUGUUCGAGCACGAAGGGGACUUCAAGUACAAACAGAUCCCCAUCUCCGAUCACUGGAGCCAGAACCUCUCGCAGUUUUUCCCCGAGGCCAUUUCAUUCAUUGACGAGGCGCGCUCCAAAAAGUGCGGCAUCCUGGUGCACUGCCUGGCCGGGAUCAGCCGCUCGGUGACCGUCACGGUGGCCUACCUGAUGCAGAAGCUCAACCUGUCGCUCAACGACGCGUACGACUUCGUCAAGCGGAAGAAGUCCAACAUUUCCCCCAACUUCAACUUCAUGGGCCAGCUGCUGGACUUUGAGCGGACGCUGGGCCUCAACAGCCCCUGCGACAACCGCUCGACCUCCCCGACGCACGACCAGCUCUUCUUCACCACCCCGACCAAUCACAACGUGUUUCAGCUGGACACGCUGGAGUCCACAUGAAAAUUAGACGGGGGACUGUCCCUUUUCUCGGGGGUCCAGGUGGUGUCGCGGUAACAAGCAGCUGCACUGGAGGGAAGCAGCCAGUUUUAAUGAAUGUUUUAACCUCCCGGUGGCUCAUCGGCAAAGAGCCUGGCCACGGAGCAGCAUUGGAGGGACGGGGGAGGUCACCAAUGCCACGUUAAAAAGGGGACAGGGGAGUUUUUUUAACCCAGAGGGGGAACUGACAGGCGGGUUAACGCUGGCGUCCUCCUCCGAGUUGCUUGAAAUCGAGGGAGGAAGAGCCCCGAUCACCUUGUCUCGUAACAGAGACCUGAGGAGACUUAACUGACUGAGAGACUGAGUGGUGGCGGCAGCAGGACAGACAGCUUCAUACAAAGAUAGGAGCGUGGAAAAAUCUACAGCACUCAAUUUAUGAGACAACAACAUCCUCUCUGUCUUUCUGACUCGGCUCUCAAGAGCCGAGCUGACUGGUGCCAAGUGGAGAAUCUGGGAUUUACUUGUAGGAAAUCUCGCUCUACUGAAUGUAGAGUUUUAUAAACCAAGGAAUUAACACACACACACACACACAUAAACAAAGUAUGUAUGUUUGUACUGUAUGUUAACGUACAUAGCAGAAAAUGUAUGGGCAGUCCUUAACAAAUUCAGUAUGUCUAUAUGCAUUUUUGUAUAUUUUUGUGUACAUUUACGCACAAAUCUAUACCUUAUAUAAAUAUAUACGCAUAGAAAUCUUAUCUAUCCAAUCCAAUAAUGGCUUAAGAGAAUGUAAAACUAAAGAAGGGGGAUGGGUGCGGCGACGCCAACAAAGAGGACCGUUGUUGUUAUAUUUGUCUUCUUUUUUUCCUUUUAGUUUCGUUUUUCUUUCAGGUUUGUAAUGACCUAAUGCAGUUUGCACAGUGGUGUAGCCAUUGACUUGUUGGCACUUGGAGCCAGCGCUUGGAAGCAGCAGGCAGAUAAAGAGACAUUCAGAGAAGAGGAGCGUAGAGGAGAGGCCAGUCCCAGGCUGCGACGCGUCCCGACAGCUGCGCAGCGGAGUGGGGAGGGAGCAGGAGGCGGGCCCUGGAGCAGAGGACGCGGUCCAGGGGUUAGGGGGCUGGAACUAGGAGGUGGGGUAAGGAGUUAUCAGUUGCGGUUGGGUAGAUUUGACAUUUGGCCAACUGGUUUCAAGUGCAAGUUCCCAGUUCCUGCUUCCUUCCCCUUCUGACUGCUCAUCCAGUUGCCGAACAAGAAGUACCAGUUGUUUCCACCAGCUGUUUUGAUUAUUUCAGUCGUUUGUUUCAUUUCAGUCAGACAGGAACUCUGAUGUGGUUCAUCACAGCCUGAAAAGCUCUGGCUUUCGUGCUUUGAGGCUUGAGUGAGAGGUCAGGCUUGGUGU